This is a messenger RNA of Fulmarus glacialis (Northern fulmar), 753 nucleotides long. Its product is annotated as RNA-binding protein 33-like. Gene Ontology annotation, molecular function: RNA binding. The transcript has 4 exons. The record is from RefSeq and is a predicted model, not a curated record. The annotation marks the transcript as partial. NCBI's taxonomy places the organism in Eukaryota, Metazoa, Chordata, Aves, Procellariiformes, Procellariidae.
GCAGCUAUUGAAUCUCUGGAACUUCAAGAAGAAACAAAAGAAGAAUCUGAUGAAGAGGAGGAUGAUGACGAAGGGUCUGGACGAUUACGUUUCAAAACUGAACGGAAAGAAGGAACAAUAAUUAGGCUCUCAGAUGUGACAAGAGAAAGGAGAAACAUUCCAGAAACUUUGGAACUUUCUGCAGAAGCCAAAGCAGCAUUACUUGAAUUUGAGGAGAGGGAAAGGCAGCUUAAACAGGGACGGUAUGGCUCAAGGAGAGGAGGGCGAAGAGGAGGCUCGGUUAUGUGCCACGGAAUGGGAGAACAAAGGAGAGACAAUAAUGAUAGGGGCAGAAUGAAGGAUCACAGGCCUGCACUGCUGCCAAACCAGCCAUCGACAAUGACUCAUUCACAGAGGUUAAUUCCAACACACCAGCAACCUGUUAGGAGUCUGUUCCAGCAGCACCAACAGCAACAGCAACAACAACAGCAGCAGCAGCAACAGCAGCAGCAACAGCAGCAGCAGCAGCAACAGUUACAAUCUCUGCUUCCUUUACAGCAUCAGCAUCAUUCUUCUCCUCCUCCAGGGCUACAUAUGCCCCCUCAGAUAGAAACGCCUAGAAUAAUGAUGACUCCACCUCCAGUGACACCUCAGCAACCGAAGAACAUACAUAUAAAUCCGCAUUUCAAGGGGACAGUAGUGACGCCUGUACAAGUGCCCUUGCUGCCAGUUCCAGCCCAGCCAAGACCUGCUGUAGGACCCCAGAGAUUUCCU